AUGCCUUCUGCAGCUCUGUUUCGGACAUUUUCGCUCGUUAUUUGUGCGCGUCUGGUGAUUUCUGCUUCCAACCCUUCGAGCGACACUCCGGUGGUGCACACGGACCAUGGCCCCAUCCUGGGCAGAAAAUUGACUCUCCCCGCAAGACACGUGGACGCAUUCUACGGCAUUCCGUUCGCAGAGCCGCCAGUCGGGAAACUUCGCUUUCAAAAACCGGUGCCGGCGAAACCUUGGAAAGGAAUCUACAAUGCCACCGAGAAACCCAAGCCUUGUUGGCAGUACGACGUGCCUUACUCUACGAUCACCCUCAACUACCUCAAUGCCUCCAUAUCAUCUGAAGACUGCCUUUUCUUAAACGUCUGGAGGCCAUCGUCCGUGUGUUCACAAUCUGGUGAAUGUGACACGAAGCUUCCCGUCGUCGUUUAUAUUUAUGGCGGCGGGUUCCAAAUCGGUGACUCGUCUCUUUUUUUAUCUGACCCAGCCAAUUUCGUUUCGCUCUCGGACGUUAUUUACGUAACCAUGAACCACCGCAUGGGUGUCCUGGGAUUUUUGGCAUCGGGAAGAAAAGAACUGCCUGGCAAUCUUGGUCUAUGGGAUCAAAAUCUCGCUUUGAAGUGGGUUCGAGAUAACAUUGGGCAAUUCGGCGGAAAUCCCAAUCAUAUCACGCUCAGCGGAUUCAGCUCUGGAGCCAUCUCUGCUGGUCUUCAUGCCAUCUCGCCUCAUAGUCAGAAGCUAUUUUCUCGUCUCAUUCUUCAAAGUUCGACACCGUUGUCGUUAGCUGUAGGUCUCACAGCCGCUGGCGCAGGAAAAUUUUUGAAUGUCGCCGGGGCCCUAGAUUGUUUCACCGGCGAAAAAGACUGGUCUAAUAACUUUAAUAAAAUCGUCACCUGUUUACAGAAACCCGACGCGGAGACAAUUUACCGAACACUCAAGAAAGGGGAUCCAAUCAACCAGUUCUUUAGUCCGGUUUAUGGUGACGAAUUUCUGCCAGACGAUAUUAGAUCAAAAGAGAUAUGGAAAUCCCUUAGCACCAAGGAAAUUCUUUUGGGAUCGACUUCCGACGAAGGAUCGUACUUCUUAGAUUUCCUGAAAUCUCAGGUACCACAACUCACGCAGGUUUUGAGUAUUGACUAUCGACUCGCGGGAACUGUCGCCAUUUCAACCUUGUUAGAUGCCCCUUUCGCCAGAGCGAAACAAAUCGUGCACGCUUAUUUUGGAGACGACUCGGUUGAGCACGACGAAACAUCUCUGAACAGUAUCCUAGAGGACAUCUUUGGCGACGUUGUUGUUGACUGCCCCACCAUUCUCUUCGGCGAAGUUGCGGCCGAGCUUGGAAUUAAGGCCUACAGAUACAUCUUUGCGCAUCGGCCGUCCUACAGCAUUUGGCCAAAGUCCUUCGGACCUACCCACAAUGACGACUUGGCGUUCACGCUUGGAUACUUACCGUUUAUAAACGACACCAGCAGGUUCACCCCUCCCCUUGGAGAAGGCGUCAGAAAGAUAUUGAGGGGUAUUCGUUACACACAAGACGAGCUGGAUUUCAUGAAGGAACUGAUUGGAACUUGGACCUCAUUCAUUGAGACUGGGAAGCCAUCAAUCCCAUCAUCCACGACUGAAUGGCCAAGGUUCAGCGCCAGCAAUCCCGAGUGCAUAUACCUCCGGCCACAUAAUUACACCAGAGCUUUGACGCCACGGCGUGAUAUCUGCGAGCUCUGGAGACCACUUCUACUGAGAGAGUCAAGUCAGCAGAAUGAGGAAUAA
Messenger RNA from Ixodes scapularis (black-legged tick), 1761 nucleotides. Its product is annotated as acetylcholinesterase-1. The transcript is spliced from 3 exons. Gene Ontology annotation, biological process: acetylcholine catabolic process; choline metabolic process. Gene Ontology annotation, cellular component: plasma membrane. Gene Ontology annotation, molecular function: acetylcholinesterase activity. NCBI's taxonomy places the organism in Eukaryota, Metazoa, Arthropoda, Arachnida, Ixodida, Ixodidae. The record is from RefSeq and is a predicted model, not a curated record. The coding region runs from base 1 to 1761 and encodes 586 amino acids.